Molecule: messenger RNA, 1245 nt
Organism: Helobdella robusta
Lineage: Eukaryota; Metazoa; Annelida; Clitellata; Rhynchobdellida; Glossiphoniidae
Exons: 9
Coding region: 1-1245 (414 amino acids)
Source: RefSeq, a predicted model, not a curated record
AUGAACAUGUUAGUGUCGAUGAAUAAAUUAAUAAAUGAUGAACUGUACAAUAUAACGUUGGACUGCUUGACGAGAAACUUGACAGUUCAAAUUGAAAAUUUAACAACACAUGAAGUUUGGCAAAAUGAAUAUAGCAAUGCGUUCAUAGAAGAUUUGACUGAAAAGACGGGUCGUUACAUGAAGUUCACAACAUUCUGCUCCUUAUUAAAAUGUGCAAUUGAACAGGACGACUCUUGCUCCUAUGUUGACAUUCUAACGUUUUCUGACUUGGAAAAGUUGCGAAAGGAAAAGGUGAAAGAUGUCGAAAGAGAAAUUGAAAACAUUUCCGAUUCUGCUGCAAGUCUUUUAAGCUCCAAAAUAUAUUUAAUUUUAACUUAUCUGCAAGAAGAUCAAAAAAUUCACUAUCCGCUGGCAUUGACGAGAGGCAAGGUUCAACUGAUGAAGACAGAAAUGAGCUUUCUCAAGAACCAACUGCUGGUCAGCAAGUCCGAUGCAAAUUGCCAUGUUGAUAUUAUGGAGCUGAGGAAAGAAAUAGAAAAGUUAAAACAAGAUAGGUCGGAAGCGCAGAAAUCUCAUGCCGCUUACAAGCGAGAAGUGGAAGAAUCGAGUAAAAAAAAAACCAAAGAAAUAAAAAAACUUGAAACGUUGACCAGGACUCUGGAAAAUGAUUUACGUCUUCAAUCGAAGAAACAUAACAAAGUUUUGAAACAGAAAAUUAAAGAAAAUCACAACCUCGUCAAUCAGAUUGAAAGAAUGAAAGAAAGCGAGCGACAGUUGAAGUUUGAAGUGAAGAAACUGAAUGAACAACUUUUGUCAUGUAGAAGAUCUAGACCAACGACACUAAAACAACGUGUGAACAGCAGCAGCAGGAGUGGCAGCGGGGGAAGUAGCAGGAAGAGGUUGGAUAGUCACAGUGCAACCUGCAGCACGCUGCUUCAUUCAAGAAGUUCUAGUGCUGAGUGCAGACGCAAAAUGAGUGAUGCCCACUACGAAAGACAAUUAAGAUUCAACGACAACAAAAAUUUUGGUAACAAAAAUUUUCAAAUAGACAAUAAUUUCUACAAUAGAAAGACCUUUUCGACAAAAAGCCGAACCUUAGGUAUCACGACAAAAGGGCGCAGCAAAAAAGGCGCGGACAAAAAGAGCACAGCAAUAAGGGCGCAGUGUAAUAAAGGCGCGGUCAAAAAAUACGCAUACAAUAAGGGCGCAAAACAAAAAGGGUGCAAGACGGAAAGAAGGGCGUGA